Nematostella vectensis (starlet sea anemone) is the source of this 3621-nucleotide messenger RNA. RefSeq names its product multidrug and toxin extrusion protein 1. Gene Ontology annotation, molecular function: antiporter activity; xenobiotic transmembrane transporter activity. The record is from RefSeq and is a predicted model, not a curated record. NCBI's taxonomy places the organism in Eukaryota, Metazoa, Cnidaria, Anthozoa, Actiniaria, Edwardsiidae. The transcript has 15 exons. Gene Ontology annotation, biological process: xenobiotic detoxification by transmembrane export across the plasma membrane. The coding region runs from base 222 to 1997 and encodes 591 amino acids. Gene Ontology annotation, cellular component: membrane.
GAGAAUCCUGAACCGAUUAUCCUGAUCCGAUCCCCGAUCCACGGUCGUAUCGUCCAGGAACCCGCAAUUUUUGCGCGGAACGCCUGUCAAGUCAUAGCCUGAAUGGCCACUUUUGCCUUUUUCAGAAGUAUAAUUUUAAUCGAAAUACAGAGCAAAAAAUUGCACCAUCCGUGCAAUUCAACUUGCAGGCAAGUUGAUGAUUUUAGGAAAGAGCAGAGGAAAUGUUAUUUAACGAUGAGCUUCUAAUUAACACAAGUCAGAGCAAGCAAACAGAUUUCAGACUCCCGUGUUUGAGGAGCAUCAAUAUUGUACAAGCAAAAAAAGAGUGCAUUCAAAUCUUGAAGCUUGCCUGGCCCACAGUUAUCAGCCAAGUUUUUACAUUUGGACUCAGCACACAAAGUGUCAUAUUCGCAGGCCAUCUAGGAGAAUUAGAACUCGCAACUGUAUCUCUGGCUUCAUCUUUCAUAAACGUGACAGGGUAUUCAGUGGCUGUUGGACUUUGCACUGCCUUGGAGACUCUCUGCAGCCAGGCUUAUGGUGCCAAAAAAUAUGGGAUGGUUGGCACUUAUUUACAGCGAGGGAUCUGUAUAUUGUCGGUUGCUAUGCUCCUCACUUACUCAUUUUGGAUGCAAACAGAACACUUUUUGCUUGGAAUUGGGGUUGAGCAACAGAUCUCAAGGAUGACUGAUAAGUAUAUUAUGAUGUCUCUUCCCAUUCUACCUGGCAUUUUUGGACAGACACUAUUGCAGCGAUAUUUACAAGUGCAGGGCAUAAUGCAACCAGUGCUAUAUAUUGGAAUGGUGGUGUUUUGCUGCGCAAUUGGCAUCAACUAUUUAUUGGUAUUAACUCUUCAUCUAGGAAUAAGUGGCAUAGCAAUAUCAUUCUAUGUGAACUACUAUCUCUUCUCUGUAUUGCUGUUGGUGUACAUCUAUAUAAGGAAAAUACACCACUUGACUUGGAAAGGCUGGUCCUUCAGUUGUCUUGAUGACUGGAGGCAGUUCAUUGGUCUGGCUGUGCCUGGAAUGAUGAUGAUUUGUGUGGAAUGGUGGAGCUUUGAAAUUGGAUCGUUUCUCUUAGGCAGAAUUGAUGAUAGUAAUGUAGCAGCUCAUGGCAUCCUUUUUCAGCUGGCAACAAUUUCUUUUAUGCUACCUAUAGGUACUGGUUUGGCUGCGACAGUUAGUGUGGGGAUGGCUCUAGGGUCCAACCAACCGGACAGAGCCAAACUCGUCACCAAAGUAUCUCUCAUCAUCACCAUUGCCUUCUCUGCACUGGUAGCCAUUUGUGUUGUAUGUGCGAGGAAAUAUAUAGUAUUGGCCUUCACAGAUGACAGAGAGGUGAUUAACCUUACCAUCCAGACCCUCCCUAUCGUAGGCACCUUCCUAGUCUUUGAUGCUUCUCAAGGUGUCAUGGCAGGGAUCAUACGCGGCUCUGGACGCCAGAAGAUUGGUCUUGUGCUCAAUGUCAUAACCUAUUUCAUAAUAGCUCUUCCACUUGGUAUCACACUAACAUUCAUUGCCCAUCUAGAUUUACUUGGUUUUUGGUGCGGCCUCGCUGUGGGUUUGGCUACGCAGGUCACACUAUACGGGACUUUGCUUUAUCGCACGAAUUGGCAAAGGCAAGCAGACCUGGCAGCCAAAAGGACAGCUACGCACCGAGAUGCUGUUACCAAUGGCGACUGUCAAUCACACCAGUUUGUCGACGGAGAAAGUGAUUUCUCUCACUCUCAAAAUUUGGAAGAACAAAGUGAGUCAUUGAAUGACAUCUCCAUGGAUACGCCCGAUGAACAGCUUAUCGAGGUCAGCGGUAAAAUCUUUUUGCCGCGAAAGCUGAAGAUACGGUUGCUCAUGCGAAGAUCGUUGCCGCUGGUUCUUGCGUUGGCUGUUCUUAUGUCGUCGGUAGCUGUCCGAAUUUGUGCCCCGGUCAAUGGACAAGGCAUGGCCAGGAACUCCACGAUGACUCUGCCGGGGACAGGGAACGUUACAAAUAUCCCAACAUGACGAAGUUCGAACGCCUCUUUUUUAAUAUUUUUGGCCUGGCUAAACUAGGCAACAUGUCGAGCGCGACAUGCAGCGUGCGAUAUGUCUCCUAAAUGUUUCCUAGAUUAGCCACCACCAAAACAUGAAGUGCGCGAGAAAUUUUUUAGAGCGCGUCGACACGAAAAUGUUUCUCAGCUAGUUAUCCAGCAAAGGCCUGGAUAAACUAGGCGACAUGUCGAUCGCGUCUCUUAAAUGUUUCCUGUUUAGCAACUAGUACCACAUUCAGUAUACAUAGUAAAGACGUUAGAAUGACAUGUUUACCGUCAGCCAGUCCGUCUCAUUUUGUCAUCCCAAGUUGCAGUGUGAAAAAGUACUCAUUUCCAUCGGUUGAUUUGGGGAAGCUCUUGUCAGAUUUGCUAUAGAUUUUAGUGAAUGAAGUCUAAAUCACCUGGUUUUAGAUGUUUCUUUAAUAUAUUUUGUCUUUAGAAAUUAAAUUCUAAAAAUAACAAAUUGAUGAAAAUUUGGCGAUAGUAAUAAUUUAUAAAAUGAUACCAUUAUUUUUCGUUUAUCAUAUCAAUCAAUAUAUACUAUGAAAAUUUAAUCUGAUUUUUAUUUGGUUUGGCGAUUUGAUAACGUAAAGCCACGAGUAUGGGAGGUCCAAGUAGAAACCCUUGAGGGAUCCCAUUAUCAUUAUUGUUUUGUUAUACUGUAUUGUCCUAGGCCUUAUAUGGUCUUUAUCGCAGCAUUGACCCAUUGCAAUUAUUCCGAUACAUGUUCCGAGACAUCUCUCCCAAAGGUUAAAUGCAUAAUUAAUGUAUUUUUAAUCUCGCCAUAAUUACUUUCAAUAAUUUCCAACUGCUAAACCGCAACUAGCUACGUCAUAAUAAACGAAACAAACGACACAACAUUUGGUGUUGUUAAUUGGUCAGCGACUUGCGGAGAGGGUGCGUAAUUGUAAGCCAUUUUAGUGCUGGCCGAUGAAAAACGCCUCUGCGACAGUUCGCAGAUUAUUAAUCUGCUAGAUUUUGCCGGCUUUGUGGAUUUUGGUAGGGGAAAAAGCCUGCAUACUAAAAAUAUGAAAAUGAGGGGAUAUAGAGUGGCUCAUACUACACCAACGCUUUAAUACAUUUUUUAUGCUCUUUAUUUCGUUUUGGGGGAAAUAUUUAGCUUUCCAAAGUGAAUAUAAAUAUUUUGUUAUUGAAGUGCCUAGUGUAAAACUAAUAAAACAAUUUAAUAUGUUGAUUUUUCACCCGAACAAAGUCAAAAUUAAGCAGUUUUAAUAUUUCAAAGCAUUUUCCUUCGAAAAAAAAGUUAAAUUAGUCCGCGUAACACAAGAGUUUUCUUGUAAGUUUGAGUAAACACGGUACACGAAUUUUGAAUCGUUCCUUACUAGUACUUUUUACACUGCUGUUCUGGGUCUGUAUGAACUGGAAUUGAUUUUUUUGGCUUUGAGUUGAAAAGACUUAUAAGAAACCGUUUGACUUUGGGGAGAGGAGUGUUGACUGGCCCUCCCCUCGUGAAUUUUUCCCUGGAUCUCCCAGAAUGCUUUGUAUUCAAGUGUUUCACAAGCCUUCAAGGAGUAGAAUUUGUGUUUCGAGACCAUGGAAAUGGAUCAGGAGAAUCAGAAUAAAGGUAUCUAUUUGCG